UUGUUCUUGCUGAGUGCGCAUGUCUCCUUGGAUGCGGAAGUAAACAAACUUUGACAGCUCCAAACAUGUGAUUUCGUGUUCAGUUUAAACUGUAAAAACACGCAAGAUCAAGAAGAUAUAAGACACCAGAUUUUGGUUACUUUUAAAUUUACGCAAUAGCAAAAAUAUGGCAGAUUCCGUAUUUCAAGAUUUGGACUUUGAGUUAGCAUGCAAGGAGCUGGAGGAACCACAAACAGAAGGUUGGGAAUUCUUCACGGAAUCACAUGGCGUUACAAUAUACAGAAUGUAUAAUGAGAAAUCUGGGCUGUACGAGUACAAGGUGUAUGGUAUAUUAGACGAUGUCCUUCCAGAUGUAUGUGCGCAGGUUUAUAUGGACCUAGAAUACAGGAAAAAAUGGGACUCUUAUGUCAAUGAGUUGUAUGAAACUGAAGCAUCGGGGAAGAAAUACAUAUACUGGCAUGUAAAUUAUCCAUGGCCUAUGUCUCACAGAGAUUAUAUUUAUGCUCGUACAUUACGAGAGAUGGAUUACAAUGGUAAGAAGAUAUGGGUUGUGUUGGCAAAAAGUGAGAAUGUGCCAUCAGUACCAGAGAAAGACGGUGUUAUACGUGUUGACGAUUACAUCCAGAGUUGUGCGCUUACAACUGAUGGCAAAGUCGGCUCUAAAGCAUUUAUGAGGUACUAUGACAACCCAAAAGGUUCCAUUCCAACCUGGCUAAUCAACUGGGGUGCCAAGACUGGUGUACCAGGUUUUCUGACAAUGAUGCAGGCAGCAUGCAGAGGUUAUCCCGAGUAUUUACAGAAACAAGCUCAAACACAGACAUUAUGACAGCAGACUGACCUUUAAUUUCAUCAAUUAAUUAUUAUUAUUAUUUUUUUUUUCGUAAUCAUCAAAACAGUUACUGAAGUAUUAUUAAUCAGAGUCAAGUCAAAUGUUUUAUUUAUGUAACAUGGACAGUGUAAUAAGAAUCAUAGUAAUUUUCCAUUGAGAACUGUGACAUAAAAAAUCAGAAUCGUGCAAAAUGAGGUUUUGUUGAGGAAUGAUACUUGAUGUAUUUUUCGUUAUAAUUCUGGGUAAAUUAAAGGUUUUUUUUUUGCUCCAAGCAGCAUUCUGUUGAAAAAAAUUCAUAAAAUCUAUAAAUAACAGUUAUUUAAAAAUUUAACGAUUCUUUUCAUGUGAACAUUUUAUACACAUAAUUAUAUUAAUUCUGCUUCUCACCAUAGCAGUCACUUGUUUUUCAGCAUUAAAUAUUUGUAAAUGUUGUAGUGCAGAUUUGAUUGGUUCACUCAGGGUAUUUAGAUUAACAUACCGGUAAGAAUGCAAAAUUUACUGACAUUUACACUCAGAAUUUUUGUGCAAUUAUAAUUUACAUUCUCAUGUUCGCCUCACUACCAGUAAAGUUAUAUCUUGCAAUUGUAACAGCACUUUUCUGUUAAAGAAAUGAUUCUUGAUAGCAACUCUUUCAAUCUAUGUGUUCUUUUGCUAGCUUUGUCUGUAUCACUUUUACUUGUAAUAAUACUCGUCACAGGUGGUUUCAGCCUGGCCACCUGGUAGCAACUGGGUUAAAAACUAUCUUCCAUUGUGUAAAUCAUUCUGAAAGAUCAGUGUAACUUUUAUGUAGCAACUGGGUUAAAAACUAUCUUCCAUUGUGUAAAUCAUUCUGAAAGAUCAGUGUAACUUUUAUGUAGCAACUGGGUUAAAAACUACCAAAUCUUUCAUUGUGAAAAUCAUUCUGAAAGAUCAGUGCAACUUUAUAAAAGCUGUACACAGUUCAAAAAGAAAUUCAUUGUAUUGCAAAAAUAUGGAACAUUUCUUCAGUUAAAUAAUGACAGUCCUACAGGUAAUUCUGUGAAUGGUGUGAUAUAACAGUCAAAUCUGUUUUAAAAGACCACACUUAGGAAAAUGAAAGGAGCAGUUGUUGCCGACAGUCUUUUAACACAGGUAAUUGGGAAGAUAAAGUAGUAGCCUUUAUUAGCAGGUUUUAUAAUGGUGGCCUUUAUUCAGUGGGGGUCUUUAGCACAGGCUUGACCAUAUUGUGUUUAUGCAUGGAAACAGUUUACACAAGUACAUGUGCAUAAAGUGGGGUACUGUUGAUUUUGUCUGUGUGAUAGAAACCAUAACAUUUGACAAAAUUGAUAUUUUGUUUUACAAUUAUAUUUUGUUGUUUAUUUUUUUCACUAAUCUGAUUUACUUUACAUUUUAAUAUGCAAAUAAAAUAAAACAGAAAAA
Mercenaria mercenaria is the source of this 2227-nucleotide messenger RNA. RefSeq names its product phosphatidylcholine transfer protein-like. The record is from RefSeq and is a predicted model, not a curated record. The transcript is spliced from 6 exons. The coding region runs from base 167 to 826 and encodes 219 amino acids. Gene Ontology annotation, molecular function: phosphatidylcholine intramembrane carrier activity; phosphatidylcholine binding. Lineage: Eukaryota; Metazoa; Mollusca; Bivalvia; Venerida; Veneridae.